AUGAUUCGUUCCCUCCCUUACAUCGACGACUCCUUGAAGAGCCUACUCAAUACUCCUACUGUGGUGGCCAUCAUAGUCGAUUUCCUCGGUGCCAACACCCUCCAGGUGGCGGUGGAGCUCGACAUCCCUCCUUAUGUUUUCUACACGUGUGGUAAGUUCCACCUCACUCCAGGGCUGAAAAGCCCCCAAUCUCGAGGUGAUCCACCAGGGAAAACUCAGAGACCUGCCCGAGCCUUCGGACUGCCUAGUUGCAUUCCGCUUAUUGGUCAGGAUCUUCUCGACCCGUUUCUCAACUAG
Linum tenue is the source of this 297-nucleotide messenger RNA. The record is from the annotation of a GenBank genome assembly. Lineage: Eukaryota; Viridiplantae; Streptophyta; Magnoliopsida; Malpighiales; Linaceae.